AUGCCUCUUGGAUCAAUUGGAUCGAUAUUUUCUUACGAAUACUACUUCAACCUUUUAACCGACUUUGAAAAGAAGGCUCCGAAAUGUCACCUACACUUGGUUAAUCAUGGUUUGAAAGUUGUAGCAGUCAGUUAUGAGGCGCAUGCCGGCGUGCUUGAACAGUUAGCAAUGGCGCAGAAGAACAUGGUUUGGUUGAGGACGAGGUUCGAAAAUGUCUGUUUCGAACUUAGUGUGAUUAUCAGAUUGCCGGAGACUGUAAGUUUUUUGAUUUGAGAGAUUUUUAUACGGAAACUUCCGGAAAGUAGUGAGUCCUCUGUCGAAAAUCGCAUCGCCAAAAAUGAAUUGUGUCGCGGCAAAAUCAAAUUGCUUUUCAUUUUAGCGACGCCAUCGGGGCAGCGACAGAGUGCUCAUUAUUUUCCCGAGAGACUGAUAGAUCGCAUUUCCGAAACACUACUGAGAUUCUUUGCUUCCGCUAUGCGGAAACAACUAAGUUUUCAGCGCAAAAAUGCGCGAAAGUUUCACAGAUUUCCUGAUUAAGAAAUAGCUGGCUUGGACUGGUUGCCUCGGUUUUUUUGACUAUGAUAUUAUUAUCAUAAAAUGCGACAAAAAUUACCUUAGUCCCCCCUCGUGCAAGUCAUUCCGACAACUUUCCGGAAGGAUAGUAAAACUCAUCCCAUUUGGCCAUGAUAAUCUUGUUUCAGGCACAAUUUCAUCGUCGCGAAUGGCUGAAUCUUGUCGAUGAGCUGACUCCACUGUGUGAUAUCAGCUUCAGGCAAGAUUGUUGGAUGUACAAGCCCGACUAUCCUAAUUUUGAUGGUGUAAGUCAUCAUUACGCGUUUUUUAUUUUUGUUUGGAUUUCAUAAACUUGACAUUUUUUAGGAGCAUACCGGUUUACGAGUCGACUGGCAAUACAACUUUUCAAAUGAUGUCUUUGACGAUCUGAAUGGCCAGAAUUUACGGGUUUUUGAGUGA
This is a messenger RNA of Bursaphelenchus xylophilus (pine wood nematode), 972 nucleotides long. NCBI's taxonomy places the organism in Eukaryota, Metazoa, Nematoda, Chromadorea, Rhabditida, Aphelenchoididae. The record is from the annotation of a GenBank genome assembly.